CGCAGGACCCGCGCGGGCGGGAGGGCGUGGGGAGGCAGGCCGGGCGCGCACGCCGCCGGGCCCUAUCGCCGCCUCCACCGCCUCCCGGACGGGAAGUGAGCUGCCCGGGUCCGCAGUGCGAGCGCGCCGGUGAGAGGGUCCCACAGCAGCCCGCACGCGGGACGAAGCAUGGCGGCCGCCAAGGUGGCUUUAACCAAGAGAGCGGAUCCCGCUGAGCUUAGAACAAUAUUUUUGAAGUAUGCAAGCAUUGAGAAAAAUGGUGAAUUUUUCAUGUCUCCCAAUGACUUUGUCACUCGCUAUUUGAACAUUUUUGGAGAAAGCCAGCCUAAUUCAAAGACUGUGGAACUUUUAAGCGGUGUGGUGGAUCAAACCAAAGAUGGAUUAAUAUCCUUUCAAGAAUUUGUAGCAUUUGAAUCUGUCCUGUGCGCCCCGGAUGCUUUGUUCAUGGUGGCCUUUCAGCUGUUUGACAAAGCUGGCAAAGGAGAAGUGACGUUUGAGGACGUUAAACAAGUCUUUGAACAGACCACAAUUCAUCAACGUAUUCCAUUUAACUGGGAUUCAGAAUUUGUGCAACUACAUUUUGGGAAAGAAAGAAAGAGAUGCCUGACAUAUGCGGAAUUCACUCAGUUCUUGCUGGAAAUACAGUUGGAGCAUGCAAAGCAAGCCUUUGUGCAGAGAGACAAUGCCAAGACCGGAAAAGUCACAGCCAUUGACUUCCGAGACAUCAUGGUCACCAUCCGCCCCCAUGUCUUGACACCUUUCGUAGAAGAAUGCCUAGUAGCUGCUGCUGGAGGUACCACGUCCCAUCAGGUCAGUUUCUCCUAUUUUAAUGGAUUUAAUUCACUCCUUAACAACAUGGAACUCAUUAGAAAGAUCUACAGCACUCUGGCCGGCAGCAGGAAAGAUGUGGAGGUGACUAAGGAGGAGUUUGUUCUGGCAGCUCAGAAAUUUGGUCAGGUUACACCCAUGGAAGUUGACAUCUUGUUUCAGUUAGCAGAUUUAUAUGAGCCACGGGGACGGAUGACCUUAGCAGACAUUGAGCGAAUCGCUCCCCUGGAAGAGGGAACUCUGCCCUUCAACUUGGCCGAGGCCCAGAGGCAGAAGGCCCCCGUCGAUUCAUCUCGCCCAGUUCUCCUACAAGUCGCAGAGUCAGCCUACAGAUUCGGUCUGGGUUCUAUUGCUGGAGCUGUGGGAGCCACUGCCGUGUAUCCCAUCGAUCUUGUCAAAACUCGAAUGCAGAACCAGCGAUCAACUGGCUCUUUUGUGGGAGAACUUAUGUAUAAAAACAGCUUUGACUGUUUUAAGAAAGUGCUACGCUACGAAGGCUUCUUUGGACUGUAUAGAGGUCUGUUGCCACAGUUAUUGGGAGUCGCCCCAGAGAAGGCCAUAAAACUCACAGUGAAUGAUUUUGUGAGAGAUAAAUUCAUGCACAAAGAUGGUUCGGUCCCAAUUGCAGCAGAAAUUCUGGCCGGAGGCUGCGCAGGUGGUUCCCAGGUGAUCUUCACAAAUCCUUUGGAAAUCGUCAAGAUCCGCUUGCAAGUGGCUGGGGAAAUCACCACCGGUCCCCGAGUCAGUGCUCUGUCUGUCGUGAGGGACCUGGGGUUCUUUGGGAUUUACAAGGGUGCCAAAGCAUGCUUUCUGCGGGACAUUCCUUUCUCAGCCAUCUAUUUCCCGUGCUACGCUCACGUGAAGGCUUCCUUUGCAAACGAAGAUGGGCAGGUUAGCCCUGGAAGCCUGCUCUUGGCUGGUGCCAUAGCUGGUAUGCCAGCGGCAUCUUUAGUGACCCCUGCUGAUGUUAUCAAGACUCGAUUACAGGUGGCCGCCAGGGCCGGCCAAACCACUUACAGCGGCGUGACAGACUGCUUUCGGAAGAUCCUGCAGGAGGAAGGCCCGAAAGCCCUGUGGAAAGGAGCUGGCGCUCGUGUGCUUCGAUCCUCACCCCAGUUUGGUGUGACUUUGCUGACAUAUGAAUUGCUGCAGCGCUGGUUCUACGUUGAUUUUGGAGGAGUGAAACCCAUGGGCUCCGAGGCAGUUCCUAAAUCCCGGAUCACGCUGCCCGCUCCCAGUCCUGAUCACGUUGGGGGCUACAGACUGGCAGUAGCCACAUUCGCAGGGAUUGAAAACAAAUUCGGACUGUACCUACCUCUCUUCAGGCCAUCAGCAUCUACCUCAAAAGUCACCAGUGGAGGCCCCUAGGAAUGCCUGACUCGGGGGUGUCGCGAUAGCUCUGUUGUUACAUGGGUAAAGAAUGCCCAUCUCGGGUGGAAGCAAUAUUUCAUUCCUUUCACGUCUAUCUCUUGUUUAAAUUCAAGUCCAGGCUUUUUUUUUUUUUUUUUUUUUAAUGAGGAAAAUCAUUCCUUUUCUUUGUGUUUUCUUAACCAGAUCAUUGUAAAAUUAUUCAUAAUUCCUCUUCGGGCCUCCUGCUCACAAACCUUUGUGCCUGACAUUUGCUAGGUUUUGGUCAACACUCACAUGAUUUGGGAGAAAGAGCAAAUCUGAAUAGAAAUUAGAGCUGUUCUCCUUGGAUUAGGAUUAUAAUCCCAAAGAGGCUACUGCAAGGCAAUCACGAUGCUCAGAGCAAAGUGUUCCAUGAGCUUUUGAACUGGUAAGAAGCUGGGUGCGUAUUUGGGAAAAGCAUAAAGCCCUGGAAGCAAUGAAAACAUGGUCAGAAGUAGCCAGCCUCGCCUGGCUUCAGAUUUUAAACGCACACUAAGUCUGGCCUCUGGAUUAUAUUAUAAAGCUUUUAUGUGAAACAUGUUUUAUUUUAUUUUUUUGUAAUGAAAACCACAUUGAAGAUAUUUAAUAAUCAUAUUCUGUUACUGGUACCAAGACUACUGGUGAGAAGGCUUGUACUUGAGGGAAGUCCUUACGGCAUUUUCUUACGUAGAUGGAGAGAGACCGUGAGACGCCACACUUCUGUGUUAGACCUGCUAACUUGGAAAAACUGCUCGUCGGCUGCACCUGUGCUGGCUCUGCCUGUUGCAGUGGACACUAGGAAAAUGCGUGCCCGUUCCUGGUACCUGCCCUGAUCCCCUCCCGACCCCCGCUCAGGUGGCACCCAUUUGCUUUAAAAUCCGCUCUAUCUUGAAUCAUGUAAGACAAAUGUACUCUUAAGUUUUUAUUUAAUUUGUGGUGCCUUGGAUAAUGGUCAGAAGGCUUGUGUAUCUGCGAAGGAGGAAAUAAACUAUUUUUAAAGCUA
Messenger RNA from Myotis daubentonii (Daubenton's bat), 3199 nucleotides. RefSeq names its product solute carrier family 25 member 13 (gene SLC25A13). The record is from RefSeq and is a predicted model, not a curated record. NCBI's taxonomy places the organism in Eukaryota, Metazoa, Chordata, Mammalia, Chiroptera, Vespertilionidae. Gene Ontology annotation, biological process: L-glutamate transmembrane transport; aspartate transmembrane transport; malate-aspartate shuttle. Gene Ontology annotation, molecular function: L-glutamate transmembrane transporter activity; L-aspartate transmembrane transporter activity; calcium ion binding.